AAGAUUGGCUUGAUUGUGACCUAAGGGCAAUUAUCAGCCACAUUUAUAUGGUAUGUAGUAUCACAUGUUCGUUCACAAACUAUUCGAUCGCAUUUGUGAUACUGUUUACAAUGAAAAUUGUGGCAUACUUUGCGGCAGUUUGCUUUGUAUCCCUGGUAACGGGUGAGGACUGCCCACACAACAACGCCACUUCAGAUUGUUCACACAUGGUCUGUGCCGCCGGCUUCCAUAAGGAAUGCAUUCGGAACGUUUGCACGUGCUCAGUUAACCACGCAUGCGCAACCAAGUCUGACUGCGUGGGCAUUACGGACAUCAAGUGUCUCCGGGAGUGGCAUUGCGUGGACGCCAGGUGCCUCUGCUAUGGAGACAUCGGAGGCUAGCUAGAAACGUCGACGUCGUAUGAAAUAAUUUAUAAUGUAUUCGUAAUAAAUCAUCCAAAUAAAAAUGGAAAACAAAA
Messenger RNA from Dreissena polymorpha, 457 nucleotides. Its product is annotated as serine protease inhibitor Cvsi-2-like. The coding region runs from base 48 to 380 and encodes 110 amino acids. The record is from RefSeq and is a predicted model, not a curated record. NCBI's taxonomy places the organism in Eukaryota, Metazoa, Mollusca, Bivalvia, Myida, Dreissenidae. The transcript is spliced from 3 exons.